Molecule: messenger RNA, 1206 nt
Organism: Ostertagia ostertagi
Lineage: Eukaryota; Metazoa; Nematoda; Chromadorea; Rhabditida; Trichostrongylidae
Source: the annotation of a GenBank genome assembly
AUGAAGGUGAUCUCCGAGAAAGACUCACCUGAUCCGGAAACUCUGGUGUACGGUAUGACGGUGAUCAACAAGACACUGCGAGGCAUCCCGGACAGUGACACCUACUACGACGCUGUGGACACGCUGGAGAUGUUGGGAAUGGAGGAGGCCAUGAAAAGUAUGAUGAAGUUGGGGAACAACGAGCUGCUCGAGCAGUGCAGAUUGUACGAACGGGAGCUGAGCAAAGAGGAUGAGCGAGCCGAAAACAGCGACGACGACGUCAAUGCACGCAUGAGUGCGAUUCCACCACGACCCCCUGUCACCAAUGGAGUCCAUUUUGAUACCGAUGAGGUUGAAUCGAGGAACGGCUUGCCGAAAGAGUCGUCAUGGAGAGCUGCUGAGAAGGAUUCUGACCCAGCAAAAUCCUCCCGAACGCGGGUAGACACGGAUUGUCGUGAAGUGGCUGAGUCAAGUGCACCCAGCAUGGAAAGAACUUCUUCCCAGCAAGCCAUGCACGAAUCGGACCGUCGUUCGGUGAUGCGACGACGGCAUCAAGAGGCUCGACAACGUCAAGAGGAACAUAUUGCGUUUGCUCAAAGCCGGAAUUUGUUCGCCAAAGAAAAUAUUUUUUCUGUCUUUCAGGUCGAUUACAAAGAAUUAUUUGACAAUCUGAAGCGGCUUGAGAAGGAGUGCAAAGCGAGCUGGGACUAUUUGGCAAAGAUCUCGAAAAACGACAACUCGUCCAUGCGCCAAAAGAUCAACGAUUAUCUGACAGACGUCGCGCAACGAAUUCACCAGCUCAACACCAUUCAUAACGUCACCAUCAACAGAGGCAAAAUCUGGGCUCUGGAAGGCACUGCUGAAGGUGGUGACCCGAAUCGGCGAAGAAGAACCUCACAAAAUGGACCCAAUUCACUGCAGCGACAUGAGGAGAUGUCUCGAAUGUUGAAUGGCAUUCCGAUGGAAGUGAGAACCCGAAGGCAUCCCAACGAUCCGGCCAACGAUUCCCCAGAAGACGAAAUUCUUAAUGGACUCGUUAAAGCGGCUACGUUACAAUCGGAAACACGAGAUCAUCGACGGAAGGCCCGGCAGUUCAAUCGCAAAUCAUGUACUACGCCGCACGAGGACGUUGAAGCUGGUCGACGGUCAACUGGAGACGAACUAUUGAGACGAGAAUGUGGUCUCGCCGCUGGAAAUCUUCAUUUACCGUUCUUCAUCACCUUCUAG